Molecule: messenger RNA, 1440 nt
Organism: Neohortaea acidophila
Lineage: Eukaryota; Fungi; Ascomycota; Dothideomycetes; Mycosphaerellales; Teratosphaeriaceae
Exons: 1
Coding region: 1-1440 (479 amino acids)
Source: RefSeq, a predicted model, not a curated record
AUGCAGGAGGCCGGAUUGCUUGGUGUGCCAGCAUCUCAACUGUUGCCUGCGCAGAAGCAGAAGCUGGACAGUAUCCUGAUGCCGCCUCCGAGAUGGACGAAUCGCGCGGACAGCGGGUUGAUGCCCACUUCGACAGACGAGGAGGAUGAUGCCGAAGAGGAGGACGAUCCGCCCGAUGAGGUUCCCAUGAAGAAGUACAAAGGAUAUUCGAAGUCGAUUCGAGCGUUUGCGAUGGGUACGCCGGGGAUGGAGGAGGGUGGGCCAGAAGACGACGAGAUUGAAUUGUCGCCUGGUUUGAAGAAGAUCAUCGACGGGGUGCUGAUGCCGCCUCCGGAGUGGACGAGGCACGAAGACAGCGGCUUGCCCGAAUGGAAGCCUCGACAGACGCCUGCUUCGAAGCAGCAAGGGCAGAAGAAGAUACCAAUGUCCGCCAAAGCGAAGAAGAUCCUGGACACGCUGCUGAUGCCGCCUCCGAAGUGGACGAGGCACGAGGACAGCGGGUUGCCUGACCGGAAGCCUCAACAGAAGUCUGGUUCGAAGAAGACGCACAAGACGCCAUCAUCGAUCACGACGACGGAGGGCGCAGGGAAGAAGCGCAAGUUGAAGAGCCAGAUGGAAGAGGACGACGAAGAUUAUGAACCGCCCUGGGUGGAGGAGUUGGAGGGGCCGUGGGUUUCGGCAGCGAAGAGGCUCAAGCUGAACAAUGGCUCUUCAUCGUCUUUUGGUUUCCGGAGCCCGGGGACGCAGCGGCAGACAUCGAAGAAGCGCAAUCGGGUCAUGGACGAGGACGAUAAUGGACUGGAUGAGUGGGCUGCGGAUCUCAAGAAGGGCAAGCCCAAGAAGACUGGAUCGGGGAAGCAAGUAUCUGGUCAGUCGUCACUUUCGGGGCGUAGACUGGAGACGCCACCGCCGACGUCGCGGACGCGCAAGGCGGAAUUCAAGGACAAAUUCGACCACGACUCCGACGAAGAAUUCGACGACCUAGAUCUUGAACUGCUGGGGAUGCUGGGGACGCGGCAUUCGAAAGGGAAGAAGCGCAAGCUGAAGGAGACCGACUUGGGCAAUGAAGAGUCUGUCCAGCAGCCGCCUACUUCGAAGCCGAGGUUGAGUUGGUCACCCACAUCAACCAGCCCCCGCGAGCUCAAGGGUUACAUUUCGCCCCCUACCACGAGCCCACAAGCGCCCGAGGGCUACAUCUCCGCCACGGAGCUCCAGAGGAAUGCCAAUGCUCGCGCUCCGGACCCUCUCGAUGUCGACGCCAUCACCGCCGAGGAUUUUGAACUUGAUGAGCGCCUCCUGGAUGCCCUGCUCGCGGACUUGCAUGGAGAUGACCAGCAGCAGGAGGUGAACGUGAACGACGGCAAGAUUGGAGAGAAAGUAUGCGACGAGGACGACGGGUGGAACUCCGACAUGGACGCCCCGUCUGUCGACGACGAUUGA